AUGAAGAGGUUAUUCCAUAAUUUCAUUUCAAAUGUUGAUCCUGAAACUCUUGCUUCUUUGAAUUCUGAAAAUUCUGGAACUGUGUUCCCUGAGAUGUUUAACAUUGCCUCAAAUAUGAUUAGCAAUAUGUCACCUGAAGAACUUCAGAAAAUUCUCCAAGUGGCUUCCUCUUUUCAAGGGUCAAACCCAUAUUUUCUAGAGGGGGACUCAGAGAUGAGGAUGAAGAACUCAAAUUCUGGACCACUCCCACCUGAUGUGCCAAAGACUUCUGCUGAUAUGACGAGUAAAAUGUCACCAUAUGAGCUUCAGAAAAUCUUUCAACUUGCCUCUUCUUUGAAAGAGAGAGAUUCAGUUAUAACAGCAAUGACAAUGACAAAUAAGAGGCCUAUAUCCGAUAAAACAUUAAAAGUCUCAGUGCCUUCUGGAGUCUCCUCUGUUAAUAAGAAUCAUGAUGUGGGUGAGAGUAGAUCUUGUAGGUUGCUCUCAGAUUUUGAAAUGGAUCCCUUUCCUCCAAAUUUCCCACCUUCAACUUGUGAUAUGCAAGAUCAGAUGAGAAAUCAAUUGAAAGAUCCAGCAAUGCAGCAGAUGUUUACAUCAAUUAUUAAAAAUAUGAGCCCAGAGAUGAUGUCCACCAUGAGUGAACAAUUUGGAAUGAAGCUUUCACGAGAGGAUCCAGAAAAGGCUCAACAAGUGAUGUCCUCCUUAUCACCAGAGGACUUAGAUAGAAUGGUACCUUCUUAG
This is a messenger RNA of Nelumbo nucifera (sacred lotus), 741 nucleotides long. The record is from RefSeq and is a predicted model, not a curated record. NCBI's taxonomy places the organism in Eukaryota, Viridiplantae, Streptophyta, Magnoliopsida, Proteales, Nelumbonaceae.